This is a messenger RNA of Leptinotarsa decemlineata (Colorado potato beetle), 1331 nucleotides long. RefSeq names its product prolyl endopeptidase-like. NCBI's taxonomy places the organism in Eukaryota, Metazoa, Arthropoda, Insecta, Coleoptera, Chrysomelidae. The record is from RefSeq and is a predicted model, not a curated record.
UACAUCACCAAUACUGGUACACAUUUUCUGUUUCGUACAAAUAAAGAUGCUCCAAACUAUAGAAUAGUUGUUAUUGAUUUUAAAAAUCCGUCCGAAGAAAAUUGGAUAGACUUAAUAUCAGAGCAUUCUAAAGAUGUUUUGGACUGGGCACAUGCUAUUAACAUGAAUAUGAUUGUGGUUUGCUACCUCAGGGAUGUCAAGAAUGCAAUGGCAAUUCAUGACUUGAAGACUGGUAAAAAAAUAUAUGAUUUCAAGUUAGAUCUUGGAACUAUAUCUGCUUUUUCUGGAAAACGUUACCAUAAAGAAAUGUUUUAUAGUUUUGGCUCAUUUUUAACACCAAAUAUUAUUUAUAAGGUCAACUUUGAUGAAGAAAAAAUUAAGGAAGAGGUAAUGGAUGUUUGCAAGAAAUUACUUUUGCAUUCCUCUAGUAAGGAAGAAUAUGGGGAUAACUGGCAUAAUGGCGGUAGGUUUGAACAAAAGCAGAAUUGCUUUGAUGACUUUCAGUAUGCAGCAAAAUUUUUGGUAAAAGAGAAAUAUACAUCUGUUGAAAAGUUGACAAUACAAGGUGGUUCGAAUGGUGGGCUUUUGGUAGCUGCAUGCCUCAAUCAGGCUCCUGAAUUAUUUGGAGCUGCCAUUUGUCAAGUUGGUGUGUUGGAUAUGCUACGAUACCAUAAAUUUACCAUUGGUUAUGCUUGGAAAUCAGACUACGGGUGUUCCGAUGAAGAGGAUCAAUUUAAAUAUUUAUAUAAAUACUCUCCUCUGCAUAAUAUUCAAAUACCAAAAGAUGGUACUCAAUAUCCAGCAACAUUGCUACUAACAGCUGAUCAUGAUGAUAGGGUGGUACCUUUACAUUCAUUGAAAUUCAUUGCUGAACUACAAUAUAAGGUUGGAAAGUUGCCAACUCAAAAGAACCCCUUGUUUAUUCGGAUAGAGACAAGAGCAGGGCAUGGCGCAGGAAAACCAACUUCAAAAAUUGUGAGUUAUGCAACUUGAACAGUUUCAGUUAAACUUUUUUUCUAAGUUGUGGAACACGAACACCGGUGAAUAUUUCAGCUCAUGGCAGUGUUUAUAUUUAUUAUGAUGAAGAGAAUCAUCUCAAAACGCUUCGAAAUCAGUAUUUGGAAAUCAAACGAAGUGAAAACUUGACUGAACUCAAUCAAAUUCGGAGUAAUCUUUAAAGAGCAUGCAAACUACAUAUUGAAAACUAAUUUUUUUAAAGUAAAUGUGUUAUUCAGAUGUUCAAGAUAUGGAAAAAAAGGUAAUAUACUUCUAUGUGCUUCAUUUUGUCAUGUAACUGAAGCACUCGAUUAAUCAAGAAAUUACUUUUGCAU